ACAAAGAGUGCCUUCCAGAUAGUGUUUGAAGGAAUUGUAGGAAGUAGUGAUAAAGGUGAUAUUGCUUUAGAUGACGUCAGUAUCAUCGAUGGGGCAUGUUUGAUAAACGAAACUUGCGAUAUUGACUGCUUGAACGGCGGAGUCUGUGUCUUGGAUUACGGAAUCGAGAACUGUCAGUGUAUGUCUGGUUUUGUUGGACCAACUUGCAAUAUGUUACAAAACCAAUGCGAUUUCGAAGAUCCCUACAUUUGUUACUUUGUACAAGAUAAAUAUGAUGAUUUUGAUUGGAUAAGAAGAUCUGGAUCAACACCCUCAUUUCGUACUGGUCCUGAGUAUGACCACACAUACGGAACAUCACAAGGUUUCUAUAUGUACAUCGAAACGUCACCUCAAAAUCUCAACGACACCGCUCGCCUUUGGACGACGUCAUAUCCUGCAACGAACGGCACAUGCGUUGAGUGGUUCUACCACAUGUACGGGGCCACAGUGAACAUAUUGAGUGUAUACAUAGUAAAUACAGCAGGUACUUUUGGAAAGCCUGUGUGGACAAUAAGAAAUGACCAAGGAAAUGUUUGGCGUCUUGGAAAAAUCUUUGUUGAAACAAAAAGUGCCUACCAGAUAGUGUUUGAAGGAAUUGUAGGAAGUAGUUAUACAAGUGACAUUGCUUUAGAUGACGUCAAGAUCACCGAUGGAAUAUGUUUGAGAAACGAAACUUGCGAUAUCGACUGUUUGAAUGGCGGAGUCUGUGUCAUCUCGGAAUAUUACGGUAUCGAAAACUGUCAGUGUAUGUCUGGUUUUUUUGGACCAACAUGCAAUAUAACGCAAACCAAAUGUGAUUUCGAGGAUCCAUACAUUUGUUACUUUGAUCAAGAUAAACUAGACGAUUUUGAUUGGAUAAGAACAUCUGGAUCAACACCCACAUCUGGUACUGGCCCUUCAUAUGACCACACCUAUGGAACAUUAGAAGGUUCCUACAUGUACAUCGAAACUUCAUAUCCGCGAUACAACAACGAAACCGCUCGUCUUUGGACACCGUCAUAUCCUGCAACAAACGGCACAUGCGUCAAAUGGUUCUACCACAUGUACGGUGACACAGUGAACACAUUGAAUGUGUAUAUAGUCAAUACAGAAGGUAACGUUGGUGCUCCUGCGUGGGGAAAUAGUAACGAUCAAGGAAACAUUUGGCGACUUGGAAAACUGUCAGUUGAAACAAAGAGUGCAUUCCAGAUAGUAUUUGAAGGAAUUGUAGGAAGUAGUGAUAAAGGUGAUAUUGCUUUAGAUGACGUCAGGAUUAUCGAUGGGGCAUGUUUGAGAAACGAAACUUGCGAUAUUGACUGCUUGAAUGGCGGAGUUUGUGUAUCGGCUUACGGAAUCGAGAACUGUCAGUGUAUGUCUGGUUUUGUUGGACCAACUUGCAAUAUGUCACAAAACCAAUGUGAUUUCGAAGAUCCAUACAUCUGUUACUUUGUACAAGAUGAAUUGGAUGACUUUGAUUGGAUAAGGACAUCUGGAUCAACACCCUCACAUGGUACUGGCCCUGAGUAUGACCACACAUACGGAACAUUACAAGGUUUUUACAUAUACAUAGAAACUUCAGUUCAAAACCUCAAUGACAUUGCUCGCAUUUGGACAACUUCAUAUCCUGCAACGGACGGCACAUGCGUCCAGUGGUACUACCACAUGUACGGAGCCACAGUGAAUACACUGAAUGUGUACAUAGUCAAUACAACAAGUACUGUUGGUACAAUUGCGUGGACAAAUAAAAACGACCAAGGGAACUUUUGGCGACUUGGACAAAUCUCAAUUGAAUUAAACAAUGCCUUCCAGAUAAUGUUUGAAGGAAUUGUAGGAAGUAGUUCUACAGGUGAUAUUGCUUUAGAUGACGUCACGAUCACUGAUGGAAUAUGUUCCCGAAACGAAACUUGUGAUAUUGAUUGCUUGAACGGUGGAGUGUGUGUCAUCUCAGAUUAUGGUAUCAAGAAAUGUCAGUGUUUGUCUAAUUUUGUUGGACCAACAUGCAAUAUCAUACAAAACCAAUGUAAUUUCGAAGAUCCCUACAUUUGUUACUUUGUACAAGAUGAAUAUGAUGAUUUUGAUUGGAUAAGAAGAGCUGGAUCAACACCCUCAUUUCGUACGGGUCCUGAGUAUGACCACACAUACGGAACAUCACAAGGUUUCUAUAUGUACAUCGAAACGUCACCUCAAAAUCUCAACGACAUCGCUCGCCUUUGGACAACGUCAUAUCCUGCAACGAACGGCACAUGCGUCGAGUGGUUCUAUCACAUGUACGGGGCCACAGUUAACACAUUAAGUGUGUACAUAGUAAAUACAGCAGGUACUGUUGGAAAGCCUGUGUGGACAAUAAGAAACGACCAAGGAAAUGUUUGGCGUCUUGGAAAAAUCUUUGUUGAAACAAACAGUGCCUAUCAGAUAGUGUUUGAAGGAAUUGUAGGAAGUAGUUACACAAGUGACAUUGCUUUAGAUGAUGUCAAGAUCACCGAUGGAAUAUGUUUGAGAAACGAAACGUGCAAUAUCGAAUGCUUCAACGGCGGAGUCUGUGUCAUCUCGGAUUACGGUAUCGAGAACUGUCAGUGUUUGUCUGGUUUUUUUGGACCAACAUGCAAUAUAACGCAAACACAAUGUGAUUUUGAAGAUCAAUACAUCUGUUACUUCGUACAAGAUAAAACCGAUGAUUUUGAUUGGAUAAGAACAUCUGGAUCAACACCUUCAUCUCGUACUGGCCCUAAGUAUGACCACACAUACGGAACAUCACAAGGUUUCUAUAUGUACAUCGAAACUUCAAAUCCGAGAAACUAUAAUGAAACUGCACGAAUUUGGACACCGUCAUAUCCUGCAACGAACGGCACAUGCGUCGAGUGGUUCUACCACAUGUACGGGACCACAGUGAACAUAUUGAAUGUGUAUAUAGUCAAUACAGCAGGUACUGUUGGUAUACCUGCGUGGACAGAAAGUAACGACCAGGGCAACAUCUGGCGACUUGGACAAAUCCCAGUUGAAACAAACAGUACCUACAAGAUUGUGUUUGAAGGAAUUGUAGGAAGUAGUCAUACAGGUGAUAUUGCUUUAGAUGACGUCAGGUUCACCGAUGGAGCAUGUUUGAGAGACGCGCAAACCAAAUGUGAUUUCGAGGAUCCAUACAUUUGUUACUUUAAUCAAGAUGAACUAGAUGAUUUUGAUUGGAUAAGAACAUCUGGACCAACACCGACAUCUGGUACUGGCCCUUCAUAUGACCACACCUAUGGAACAUUACAAGGUUCCUACAUGUACAUCGAAACUUCAUAUCCGCAAUACAACAACGAAACCGCUCGUCUUUGGACACCAUCAUAUCCUGCAACAAACGGCACAUGCGUCAAAUGGUUUUACCACAUGUACGGGGCUACAGUGAACACAUUGAAUGUGUAUAUAGUCAAUACAGACGGUACUAUUGGUGCACCUUCGUGGGGAAAUAGAAACGAUCAAGGAAACAUUUGGCGACUUGGAAAAAUUUCUGUUGAAACAAAGAGUGCCUUCCAGAUAGUGUUUGAAGGAAUUGUAGGAGGUAGUGAUAAAGGUGAUAUUGCUUUAGAUGACGUCAGGAUCAUCGAUGGAGCAUGUUCGAGAAACGAAAUUUGCGAUAUUUACUGCUUGAACGGCGGAGUCUGUGUCUCGAAUUACGGAAUCGAGAACUGCCAGUGUAUGUCUGGUUUUUUUGGACCAACAUGCAAUAUAUCACAAACUCAAUGUGGUUUUGAAGAUCCACACAUUUGUUACUUCGUACAAGAUAAAUCCGAUGAUUUUGAUUGGAUAAGAACUUCUGGAUCAACACCCUCAUCUCGUACUGGCCCUGACUAUGACCACACAUACGGAACAUUACAAGGUUUCUAUAUGUACAUCGAAACUUCAAAUCCAAGAAACUAUAACCAAACAGCACGCAUUUGGACACCAUCAUAUCCUGCAACGAACGGCACAUGCGUGGAGUGGUUCUACCACAUGUACGGUGCUACAGUGAACACAUUGAAUGUGUAUAUAAUCAAUACAGGUGGUACUGUUGGUACACCUGUGUGGACAAAAAGAGACGACCAAGGAAACUUAUGGCGACUUGGACAAAUCUCUGUUAAAACAACCAGUGCCUACGAGAUAGUGUUUGAAGGAAUUGUAGGAAGUAGUUACUCAGGUGAUAUUGCUUUAGAUGACUUCAAGAUCACCGAUGGAGCAUGUUUGAUAAACGAAACAUCAACCACAUAUGUUCAUUUAACAGAUUCUACUGUUAACCCUGUUACUGUUCCACAAACAAUGUCAUUUCCUCAAGAUCUAGAUGAUUCUACAACUGAUAUAUUUGAUGUUACUAAUACGUCUCCAUCUAGAUCCACAUCGGCAAACUAUGGAAACUCAAACGUAUUUAACAUAUCUCCGACGCCAUCAACAUCAAAUACUGGUACAGAUAAUUUUAAAACAUCGCCUCUUAAAUCAUCGAGUAGUGCCACAGAUUAUGCUGAUUCAACAAAUCAAACUUCAAUCGUUAAUGCAAAACCAACAGUUGAAAUUGAAACUUCAACUAAACAUCAAAAAGAAACUAGUUAUUCGUAUACUGAAGUUAUGUUAACUAAAACAGAUGGAGAGGUAACUACAGGUAUGUCAUAUAGGCCUAGUCAAAUUGCUACUUCUAGUUUUGAUAAAGCUCCGUCUAGUCCCGACAAUGGUCAAACAAAUUUGUUUUAUGACGUUAGUGCUACUUAUCAAUCAACAGUCAUAACCGGCAAGACAUUUACCGAAUUACGAGUCCAACCUUCAGUGACUCCAAUGAAAACGACAAUACCUGAUGAUCGCGAGACUACAGCUAUCAGACAUCAUAAAACUAGCGGCAUAUCUUCAGCACAGGUCAACUCUAGUCCUACACAAUAUAAAGAAGGUUCCAACAGAAGCAAGGAAUAUACGUCUCAAACGGCACCGCAAUCAAACACCGGUUUAGAGCAUCUAAGUAAUGCGACUGAGCCAGUUAGUGUGACGAAGACAGAGGCUGGUUCCACCAUUUCAAAUACACAAGCUGUGAAUUACCAAGAGGCUAUAUCAUUGACACUGCAAGGUCAAGAAGAACAGUGGAUUAGCGCAAAACAAACAUUUCGUGCAAGUAUUUCUAAGGCAGUGAACUCAUUUUGUCACUCGAAUGCUCGCAAGUGUUGUUCUUUGACAGAUUUCAAUGAACAAGAUACUUUAGAUGGAGAUGUUACAACUACUGAAAACGUCAACCUGAAUGAGAGAAUAUCUGAGAAUCAGAUUGUUAUAAUACUUUCAAUUAAAUACAACAAUUAUAUUGAGACAUGCUCCCAGAAUGAUGAAGACAGGGCCAGGAGAGAUGCAAUUAACCAAUAUAACAAUUUAUUUAGACAAAUUGUUCGACGAAAUACAAAUGAAUAUAUUUCUGCUGAUGUUGUGAAAUCUUCGAUUGAAGAAGGGAAAGAAAAUAUUGAAGCUGAAAUCCGGAUGGACAUCGUGGACGUCUCUGUUUACAACACAGAUGACAAAAAUGAGGACGAUGGCUAUAAUUCGAAGUCAUACACCGUCUUUAUUGUGGUUGGAGCGUGUUUGGCAGGAAUGGGAAUGUUAGUCUUUGGAGUUUUCAUUUACAAAAUGAAUAAGAAAAAAAUAAAGAGAACCAUGAUUGAGGUCAUACCCCUAAAGACGAAUUCACUCGAUACGGAACAGUUGAUAAAUUGUUGACUGCAUCGAGCUUAACAGGAAAUCUAGCAGGAUCGCCGAAACCAGUGAAUGUGUGGGGCAAUAAUAACUAGUUCAAAAGUUAUAAACUAACCCCUCGUUGAAAUUAUUUCUUCAUUAUAUUAUUAAAGAAUUGUCGUUUAAAUUUACAACUGUAUAUGCAUAUGUAAAAAAAAAAACUAUUUUCCUGUUAUUAUCAAACAGUAUAUACAUAAUAAUAUAUUGUUUUUCAAUGCCAUUUUGUUUUCCUUUGUAUAAAUGUAGUACAGUACCAUAUUCUGCGGUGUUUUUGUUUUACUAUUGUAAUGUAGAACAACAGAGUUAAUUAGUACACAGAAACACAAAUAAAUUACGAGAUAGACAUGACCAACUUCAUCAUAUCAUCAUAAUUAAAAAUCAUAAUACCAAAACAUUCAUUAAAAUCUGUUUAAAUCUAUAGGUGAAAGAAAUUAGCAAGGUGGUCGUAAGUGAGGUUAAUAACAAGUAUACAUACGUUUCCCAUUCUUUUAUAUAUAAAGUUUUUAAAGAAUUUAAAUUUGGUCCAUCGAUUAUAAACUGGAUAAUGGUCUUAUAUAACGAUGCAAUAUCUUCAGUCUUGGUGAACGGGUUUAUAUCUGAAUCUUUCCACGUUACUCGGGGAUGCAGGCAGGGGGACGGGCUGAGCCUUUAUAUUUUCCUUUUGUGUGUUAAAGUAAUGGGAAUGAUGGUAAGGCAAAAUAAACGAAUAAAAGGGAUUAACAAUGAAAAUCAUCAGUUUAAAUUAUCUCUGUAUGCAGAUGAUACCGUGAUUUUCACCAACGGAUCAGAACAAUCUAUGUAUGAAACUUUUUACGAAUUAGAUAAAUUCGUCUCGAUAUCUGGGUUAAAAGUGAACAUCAACAAAAAAACGUUAUGUGGAUAGAAGUACUAUUUGUGGCAAUAUCAAAGUUCAUUGGGUUAAACCUUUUGAAGCGGUUAAUAUCCUUGGGGUUGAAUUCACCCAGCCGCUAGAACUCAUGAUUGAUCUUAACUACAACAUUUUAGACAAUUAAAAAUCUUUUCAAUAUUUGGUCCCGAAGAAAUCUAUCAGUCUUAGGUAGAAUAACUGUAGUCAAAUCUCUCUUGAUCUCAAAGUUGACAUACCUUAUUCUUACAUUGCCUAAUCCUUAUGAAACAUUCGUAAAAGAAAUCAACGGAGUGAUCUUCAAUUUCAUAUGGUAUGGUAUUGUUAUAGUUCAAGACUAUUCAAAUGGAGGGCUUCGUAUGAUUGAUAUAAGGAGUCAGGUAGAAGCCCUACAAAUAACAUGGAUUAGAAGAUUUGCAUUGACGACUAACGCUAAAUGGUGCAAUAUCUUUAGAAAUCUAGUUUGCAUUAAUGAUUCCAAUGACAUUGAUGGUGGCUCCGCUAUAUUGCUUGGAACGCAUUAAUAGCCGGUUCUGGUAUGAUGUAGUACUAGCAUGAUCAAAUUUUGUUCAUUUAAACUCGCUAUUGGACGAUAGUGAUAUGCUUAAACAAACAAUAUGGCGUAAUGGUCGUUUUUGUGUUGCUGAUCGCCCCGUUUGUAACAAGAAAUGGGCCAGAAAAGGUAUCCAUACGGUCAAUGAUAUUAUUAAUGAUUAUGGAGCAUUUUUGACCAUGCACGAAUGUGUUUGUAAAUUUAACAUCAAUACAAAUUUCAUUGAAUAUUACGGAUUGAUUCGCUCAAAAAAAAUCACUAAUUCAUACUAAGUUUGAAUGUCGAUUAGUACGAAUCACUUUUCCGUUUAAUAUUGAGGUGAUUUUAAAGGACCAUAAAGUGUCAAAAGAAUGUAUUAAGGUAUUUUGUUCUAAUUUGGUUUAUAAGGAAAUAUAUAAAGAAAAAUGGCAGAGGGAUAUAGGAAUUUCAAAUAACAAAUAUAAUAAUAUUUGGGAAACUGUGUCAAAUGUCACUUUCAGUUGUACUAAUGUUAAAUUAAGAUGGUUUCAAUACAGAAUCAUUCACAGGAUUCUAGGUGUUAAUCAUUUUUAUUUAAAAUCGGUAUAUCCAAAAACAAUACAUGUACUUUUGCAAAGAAAGUGAAGAAACACUCGAACACAUUUUUUCUUUUGCCAUGUUAGUUUUUACUUUUGGAAUAAAGUUUGUUUGGAAUUAGAAACAUUCAAAUGAAGGCAAUCAACACUGUCCUAACCCUCUGCCGUUUACACAUAUUAUACCGGAGCAAA
Messenger RNA from Anneissia japonica, 7897 nucleotides. Its product is annotated as MAM and LDL-receptor class A domain-containing protein 1-like. The transcript has 28 exons. Gene Ontology annotation, cellular component: membrane. Gene Ontology annotation, biological process: nervous system development. The coding region runs from base 181 to 5718 and encodes 1845 amino acids. The record is from RefSeq and is a predicted model, not a curated record. NCBI's taxonomy places the organism in Eukaryota, Metazoa, Echinodermata, Crinoidea, Comatulida, Comatulidae.